This is a messenger RNA of Cryptomeria japonica (Japanese cedar), 1065 nucleotides long. Its product is annotated as universal stress protein A-like protein. The record is from RefSeq and is a predicted model, not a curated record. The transcript is spliced from 3 exons. Lineage: Eukaryota; Viridiplantae; Streptophyta; Pinopsida; Cupressales; Cupressaceae. Bases 14 to 655 code for a protein of 213 amino acids.
CAUCAAUAAUUGAAUGAUCACAAUUCCCCUAGGUUUCUCUGCCAAACAAGCAGCCGCCGUUCCCCAUAACUGGUUUUCUUCUCUGCCCACAGGCUCUCCUGUAAACCAACAUCCUAUAUAUACAAAGAAAAAGUUUAAAGCCUUAAAUUUCAGAUUAAUGGAGAAAAUUGAACGAGUAUCAGAAGAUAAAGUGAUGAAUAUUGUAGUUGCGGUGGAUGCGAGUCAAGAGAGUUCGCGUGCCUGUGAAUGGGCUUGCAAGAAUCUGUUGCCCACUCAUACAAAUUCUCAACAGAGCUAUAAAUUCACGUUGCUUCAUGUUCAGCCCCCUGUUUCUGUUACCUCUGGCCCUGCAUACAUUUUGAGUAGCGAGGUGUUUUAUCUUCUUGAAUGUGAAGAACUGAAGACUACUCACAAGAUAUUCAAGCAAGCUCUGGAUAUCUGCAAUCGUUACAAUGUGAGGGCAGAAACCCAUGUUGUGAUUGGGGAGCCAAAAGUCAAGAUCUGUGAAGCUGUUCAAAAGCUGGGAGCACAUUUUCUAGUGAUGGGUAGCCAUGGCCAUGGACCUUUCAUCAGAGCAAUCAAAGGAAGCGUGAGUGAUCACUGUUCUCGAAAUGCUAUGUGUCCAGUGGUUGUUGUUAAUAAAAAGGUUUUCUGAGGAUAGAAAUGAAUAUUCUAUACACAUCUUGCUAAUGCAGAGGAGGUUUUGAGAAACAGAACAGGGGCCAGCAUUGGGGUUUUUAGGUGAAUGCCAUGAGAUUGUUAUCGCUGCAUUUUCCCAUUCCUACGAACAUUAUGUGAUGAACUAAGGAAGUUUAGUUAAUGAAACCUAAUCUAUUUUCCCAUUUGCUUAUAGUUCUAGGUUAUGCUUCAGAUCGGAUUGAAUCUACAAAAAACACUAAUGAUACAACAGUUUGCAGUUAUAGUGGAUUGAUCUUCACCGUGCAUCCAAAAUCUCAUGAUACUCUUAUGCACGAUUGAAGCACAGACAAGCUUUUUUCCUUUUUAUCAUGGGAGAGCAAAAGAGUUUUGCCAUUCAACAGUUUUAUCUGAUAUGUCUUUCUGAUU